Molecule: messenger RNA, 1678 nt
Organism: Perca fluviatilis (European perch)
Lineage: Eukaryota; Metazoa; Chordata; Actinopteri; Perciformes; Percidae
Gene: tm4sf21b
Product: transmembrane 4 L six family member 21b
Exons: 5
Coding region: 174-749 (191 amino acids)
Cellular component (GO): membrane
Source: RefSeq, a predicted model, not a curated record
UACUUUCUGUGACAUCUGAUGCAUGAAGCUGCACUUGAAGUGUGAUAGCAAACAAUCCUCAAAUUUUUCCAAUUGAAAGCUUUCGUUAAGGAGAGUCUGAAUAUUUAGACUGGAGGAGCGGUUGGGAUUUUCGACAUUUUUACCUUUUUGAAAGACCUCCACCUGCCGCCACCAUGUGUACGGGAGCCUGCUCAAAGUUUAUCGCCAUCCCGCUCUACAUCCUGGCUCUAGUGUCCAUGAUCUGCAACAUCAUACUCUUUUUCCCUGACUUUGACACAAAGUAUGCAGCCGCAGAGGGCCAAAUCACAGAGGAGGUCAAAUACAUGGGGGGCUUUAUAGGAGGAGGACUCAUGAUCCUCGUUCCUGCCAUCCACAUUCACCUGACCAGUGCUAAGAACUGCUGUGCCAACCGCUGUGGGAUGUUCCUGUCCAUUGGUUUCGCAGCAGCUGGGGUGCUGGGUGCCGUGUACAGUCUGAGUACUGCUGCCCUGGGCCUCUCUAACGGGCCAACGUGCUUCUGGAAGCCCACGCAACAAUGGGGAACACCCUUUGCUAACAGUUCCGGGAACUACCUGUUUGAAAAAGACCAAUGGGCUUGGUGUGAAGAGCCGAAGAACGUGGUUGAAUUCAACGUGGGCCUGUUCUCCACUCUGCUGGCGGCAGCGUGCUUGGAGCUCGCCUUGUGUGCCAUCCAGAUGGUCAACGGACUCUUUGGCUGUAUCUGUGGCACCUGUGGCAAAGAGCAAUAAGAUGAGCUACAGCACACCAUGACUUCUUGAAGAAGAAACGACAGGGAUCAUCAUCACCAUCGCCAUCCACUCUGUCAUCAACACCACCAUCAUCAUCACCACCACUUUCCUGAUCUGCUGCGCCGACGGGCGAUGAGAUAGAGGCGGACAGUCGGAAGGAUUCAAGAGGAAUGACUGGGACUAUAGCCAUAAUCGAUUGCAUUGUUUUCAGAUGACACUGAUGGAAUGUGUGUGUAGAUGGGGAAAAAACAGAUGUAUGCUGUAUUCGUAUCUGUAAAUUUGUACGUUUUUUAAAAUAUUUUGUAACAAAGCUCCGAACAUAGGCUUGCAGAGAACACAGAAACGUGAUUUAACAGAGGCUAAAACCUGGACUGUCUGAGAGGCAGAAAUACACACCCACAUCAAAAGAUUGUCAUAAUAAGUUGUCAUCUAUUGUCUCAGAACAAACUUGGUUUUCUGUAUAGUGAGGCCUGAAUUUCUCCUAGUGCAACGUGUAAAGAGAUAAUGUGGCCCUACAGCUGAAAAGAUUUUGUUUUUUGAAAUUCUUCAAAUCCCUUGUAAAAACAUACCUUUACUUAUGUGGACAACUUGUUUUGGUGCUUGAAAUGAGUUUAUCAAAGUCAUAGGUUACACAAAAGUAAUGUAAUACAUGAAUCAAAUAGUAGAUACAUGUAUACUAACAGUAUAGCAAACAAAUAUCCAGUGGAAUGUGAAUAAGUAUUUACCUAAAUACAGUACAAUGUUGAGGUCCUUGCAUUGACAACUGCAAUGGUUACUGAGAUUACAGAUUAAGCUACCUAACAGUAAACAAGGUCAAAAAUGAGCUCUGUCUCCACCAGCUACAUGUAUAUGAUUUGAUUCUGUCAUUGUGCUUCAGCCAAAUAUAAUCACAACUGGAAGAAAAAAUAAAUAAAACAUAUUGAAGCGAA